Molecule: messenger RNA, 1293 nt
Organism: Helianthus annuus (common sunflower)
Lineage: Eukaryota; Viridiplantae; Streptophyta; Magnoliopsida; Asterales; Asteraceae
Product: protein NYNRIN-like
Exons: 1
Coding region: 1-1293 (430 amino acids)
Biological process (GO): DNA integration
Molecular function (GO): nucleic acid binding; RNA-DNA hybrid ribonuclease activity
Source: RefSeq, a predicted model, not a curated record
AUGUGGUUUUUAGACCAAGGCCAGCAAUUAAAGGUCAGGUGUUGGCCGAGGACAGAGGUACUUGAUGAUAAAGACAGAGAAUGCAAGGCAAUGGAAAGAGCUGAAAGGCAACAUUUGGAAGAACCAUGGCUACUGUAUACAAAUGGCGCGUCCAACGAAGAUGGCGCGUCCAACGAAGAUGGCGCGGGCGCAGGACUUAGGCUAGUAAGUCCAGAAAAGCACGAAUUAACGUACGCCAUCCGGUUAGACUUCAAGAGCACGAACAAUGAAGCUGAAUAUGAAGCCUUUCUUCCUGGUUUGAGGUUAGCAAUCAAGAUGGGAGUCAAACACAUCGAGGCACAUGUGGACUCAAUGUUAGUAGCAGGACAGAUCAAUGGCCAGUACGAUGCCAAAGGAGAUGUCAUGGUGCUAUACCUAGACCAAGCGAAAGCAUUGCUGCAGAACUUCAAUUCUUACAAGGUGCACCAUAUCAAUCGAAGCGAGAAUAAACCAGUAGAUGCACUAAGUAAACUCGCAUCCACCAGUUUCCAGCACCUGGCCAAGGAUGUGCGCAUUAAAGUUCUGAGCAACCCAUCGGUACCGCUAAGGCAAGUGAGCGUUAUUCAGCUGGGAACGACGUCUUGGAUAACUCCCAUAAUCAUGUACCUCAAGUCUGGAAUACUACCCGAAAACAAAGCCAAAGCAAGGAAAGUACAGUACAAGUCCGAACACUACCAGAUGGUCGAUGGAAUUCUGUACCGAAAAUCAUACCUCGGGCCAUUAUUGAGAUGCGUCGACCCAGAAGAUGCAAACUACCUGAUCAGGGAGGUACAUGAGGGAAUCUGCGGCAUUCAUGCCUGCCCAAGAAUGGUAGUAGCGAUAGUGAUGAACGUCGGGUACUACUGGCCUGGAAUGCAUCUAGACGCGGUAAAGGUCUUGAGGAAAUGCAGCGGUUGUCAGAGACAUGCUCCGAAAACGAUGCGCCCUAAAAAUGAAUUAGUCCCCGUAACAACGGCGUGGCCGUUUCAGCAAUGGGGGAUAGAUAUGGUUGGUCCUUUUCCAGAAGCCCCGGGAGCAGUGAAGUUCAUCAUAGUCGCGGUAGACUAUUUCACAAAAUGGGUGGAAGCAAAGGCGUUGGCAUCAACCACGUCUACUGUAGUGCGAAGGUUCAUCUGGGAACAAAUAAUCUGUCGGUUCAGGUUGCCCCUGAGAAUCAUCACCGAUAACGGAACAAAUUUCGCUGCCGAUGAUCUCCAAAAUUGGUUCAAGGAGCUGCACAUAGAGCAUAGCUUUUCCUCGGUUGCGCACCCGUAG